GCCCAAAUGAGGAGAGACGGUGCUGAAAGCAGGACUUCCCUGAUCCUCCAUCAUCUGCAGGAGGAGAAAAACACAUCCGCGCGUGCACAAACAGCCUCCCACAGACACGCACAAGCGCACAGUGCUGAGCGCUAGCAAGGAGCUUUAAACCGUUUCACCGACACUGAGACAAAAGGAUUCUAACCUGCAACAAUGGAGGAAAACAUGGAUGAAUCACAAAGCCAGAAAGGUUGCAAGGAGUGUUGUGAGCGAUGUGUGGGUAGUCUGCCCUGGGCAUCCCUCAUCGCCACCAUCCUCCUCUACAUGGGUGUGGCCUUGUUCUGUGGAUGUGGCCAUGAAGCUCUGAGUGGCACCGUCACUAUCCUCCAGAACUACUUUGAGGUCAUCCGAGGCUCUGGAGAAACUCUGGAUGUGUUUACCAUCAUUGACAUCCUGAAGUACAUCAUCUAUGGCCUUGCAGCUGGAUUCUUUGUCUUUGGAGUGUUGUUGCUGGUGGAGGCGUUUUUCACCACUGGAGCAAUAAGGGAUCUGUAUGGAGAGUUCAAGAUUACUGCAUGCGGACGCUGCCUGACUGCAUUUUUGAUGUUCCUAGCCUACCUGUUUUUCCUGGUGUGGCUGGGUGUGACAGCUUUCACCAGCCUGCCGGUCUUCAUGUACUUCAAUGUAUGGUCCAUGUGUAAAAACACCAGCGUGGUUGAGGGAGCCAACCUCUGCCUGGACCUCCGCCAGUUUGGUGCUGUGACCAUAUCUGAGGAGAGGAAGGUUUGCACAGGAUCUGAGAAGUUCUUCAAGAUGUGUGAAUCUAAUGAGCUGGACUUGACCUUCCAUCUGUUCGUGUGUGCAUUGGCUGGAGCAGGAGCUGCUGUGAUCGCAAUGGUCCAUUUUCUAAUGGCAUUAGCUGCUAACUGGGGAUACCUGAAGGAUGCCAGUCGAAUGCAGAAAUAUGAGGAUAUCAAGUCCAAGGAGGAGCAGGAGCUGCAUGACAUCCACUCUACACGUUCCAAAGAACGCCUCAAUGCCUACACAUAAACACAUGCGAUGGGAAUCAAUGCAUUCACUUACCAAACAGACACACAAAACAAUUUAUUCGCAUACAAAAACUUGCAGCACACAGUCAUGCAUACAAGGAUAGCAUAACAUAUUACACAGAGAAAAAGAAAAAUACAGACCUGUGGUAGGCAGCCAAAUUGAUGAAGGAAAAACAUUGAUCUCCUCCGUGUGCUUCCAGUUGAUCUUGUGCCUUGGUGAUCAAUGCUAACAUGCUAAACAUCAGUCACAUUAAGUGAAAGUUCAUCGAAACGAUAAGAGGUGACUUCAUGAAUUCCAAUGGGGACGUUCAAUUAUCUUAAUAUUUGGUGGCUUAUAAUGAAAUCUGACCAUCUGCACUUCGCUUACAUAGUGUAAAUACAAAAUAUUUUAUGAAAAACAAACCCGACUCCUUUGCUGUUUGAGGGUAAAAGUAUUUAUGACUGUGCAUAACAGAAAACAGUCUUGAAUUGAAUAAAGAAAUAACCAUUUCAUUAAAAUGCUUCACAAAGCAUCAAAGAACAGAAUAUAUGAAAAAAAUUACAGGAGUCCCAGUAUAUGAAAACCUUUCCUUUGCAGGCCCUAGUCGUAGACUGACAGUAAAAGUGAUCUACUACAGUAUGUAGUGUUGUAGUGAAGUCCACACCAACCGAGACCAAGACUUUGAGACCCGAGAAAAUGAAGACCAAGACAAGACCAAGACUUUCAGAGGUUGAGACUGGAUAUAUCAAAGAAAAAUCACCCAAAAAAUCCCCAAUACAAAAUGACAAGUUGUUUUUGACAUCCAUGGGGCGUGGCACUGGGAAGGCAACGCAUCCCCGUGUUCUGCGUUUCUCACUGAUCACAAUAGUAAUUGCCUGGUCUUGACUGGUCUUGAUUAAAAAAAAAGUCCAGAGACCGAGUCAAGAUCUAGUAAAAUUGCCUUUCAUUCCAGGAUGGGACCAAGACCCUCAAUAAGUGGUCUCAAGACCGGUAUACCAAUACCAAGCGCAAGCACUACAACACUACAAGUAUGAAUGUGCAGUACCUGCCAAUUUUACUAGACCACCUCUCAUAAAAGUGAGAAGAUGCCAUGGAGCAUCAUAAAGUGCUUACAAUGUGCAAAGUAAAUUUUGUCGAAUCUAUCAAUUUUAUUGAGCUCUCGACGGGCCGGAUGGGCUCGUUUGAGAAGUCAAAAAUGAAUCAACAAUGAUAUUCAACCAUUGAAACAAGUAAAAAGCUAUCAUUUAUAACUUAUUAAAAUGUUUUUGUUUUGUUUCAGAUUUUUAAAAAACAUUUUUGUAAGAUAUUAGAAAGUGAUAAUUCAGGGAUAAGUGAAAUUACAGAUUUGCAUUAAAAUUUUUUGUCACUUCUUCAUCAUAUUGCUGUGUUGAUGGUUAAAAAAUAUAUAUUUUAAAAAUUAGCAUCAAGGUACUUGAUACUUGAUAAAUCCUACAACUGGGUGGUGGUCUAAUUGAAAUGUUAAUAACUGUACAUGAGCUCAAUAGAAAUAAGAAAAGACCAUCACAAAUCUCUACUGCUGGCAUGACACUCGAACACAACAGUCAGCCGAAGACACACGGAAGACUUUAGUGUAUGUAAGCUCAUCUUUUCAUGGAGGGUGGCUAAUAUCAAGAUACCACCAUCAAAAACCUCAAUACCUACAAUGCACAGAUCUCUCUCUCUGACACACACAAACACACACACACACACACAAUUAAUGUGGCUGAAUGGUCAGUGUUGUGGAGGCAGUGUUAUAUGGUGGUGUCAUGGUGUGCUGUCAUUUACCCACGUCAUGACGACUGAAAUAUGGUUUACGGGGAAGUUUGAAGUAUAAAUGGGUAGCUUGACUCACUGAAACCCUGACCAAAUAAUUUCCUGACUCUCAUCCGGAGCCCAGUUUCAUCAGUUGUUUCCUAGAAAAUACUCACGUCCCGUUACAGCAAAUACAAUUACAAACCACAAAUGGCAGGCUGCGUUUUUUUUUUUUUAAAUCAACAAUCUUAUGUUUCACCCUUUCAGUGACAGCGGUUACUACAGUGGACAGCCUAUCUUGUGAUCAGGUUACAGAUUAUCAUUAUUGAUGCAUGAAAGGGUUACUAGUUAGUCAAUGAGAUGAAUCCAAACAUAUAUCGUCCACUUAAGCUAGAAACAUAUGCUUGUAACUUGAUAAUAGAUGUGUUAUUACUGUGUUUAUAUUCGAUACAUAUAGUCUGACUCACUCGGUUCACAAUUAGCACUUAUGCCAGCUGAUCAUUUGAAACAACUGUGAAAUUGGACUCUUUUCCCCUUCCUCUCUGACAAUGUUUGUGUCAACUUGUGAUUUGUACUCCAGAAACAGCACAUCUUAGCAGCACAAAGUCUUUGAAAAUGUCAUGUCAGUGUCAUAUUAAGACGACAUUUUUUUUUUCACUUUUUCAAAUGUUUGCCACAUUUUUACCAGCAUCGUUCAUGUGUAAUUUUAAUAUCGGGGUACAUGCAAAGAGAAGUGGUGUCGUGGGAUGCGGGUGGGCGUCGAUGUCACAUUCACGUUUUCCUGUGAAUCUGCACAUAGAACUACACAAAAACAAAAAACACGUACACGUGUCAACACCAGUCAUUGUGAUACUUUUAUUCUAUGGUUUUUUUGCUCUCAUGUUCACUCAUUUGUGUCUGUGUAACAGGCUACAAUUAUACCAAAAUUGCUCUUUUGUCAUGAAAUGGAUUUCGAUCGUCACUAGAACAGGCAACACGUCAUCGGUAUCAAGAAGAGAUAACUGGGAAAGGGAUCUCGGCUAGUUAAUAGUGGCUUUAUUGUGGCUUUCUAAGUAAGUGUUUUUCCAGUCCUAAAUGGAUCUUUUCAGAAGAAUAGGAACACACAUCUUUUGAGCGCCUUUAGGGGACGUGCGGUAGAGAGGCAUCACAGGAGAGGGAACCUCUUGUUAGCUUUAACAGCAAUUAUUUCCUUUGAUUUCGGGGCUCGUUUCCUUGAGCAUGCCACAUUAACCGUUGAUGGAUUAAGAGCCACAAUGCAGCUUUAUUCUAAUCACGAGGCAUGUUUUGUUCGUAUUAAGUGGGGAAUCUAAUUCGUAAAAAUGAUUGUAUGAUUCUAAUAAGCUCGGAGGGAAUGUGAGUCUCUAUCUGCCAAUAGAGAUGGUCUAAAGAGUAAUGAGAUGCUAUAUUGUUGAGAUGAGGACGAUUGAUUAAUUAAUAGAUUGAUGAUGAGGCAACCAGCAGAGAAACACACACACACAUACACACACACACACACAAAGUCCACUAUUGCCAUCACUCUGAGCCAUAACUGUGCUCUUUUACUGUUCAAAGUAACAUUUCACUAUUUUAUUAAGAACUUUGAAUCCUAUUUUUGUCAAAUCAUAAUUACAGAAGGGUGUCCAAAAAAAAGGGGGAAUUAA
Messenger RNA from Hippocampus zosterae (dwarf seahorse), 4400 nucleotides. RefSeq names its product glycoprotein M6Ab (gene gpm6ab). Lineage: Eukaryota; Metazoa; Chordata; Actinopteri; Syngnathiformes; Syngnathidae. The transcript has 7 exons. Bases 193 to 1029 code for a protein of 278 amino acids. The record is from RefSeq and is a predicted model, not a curated record. Gene Ontology annotation, cellular component: filopodium; axonal growth cone; plasma membrane. Gene Ontology annotation, biological process: neuron projection development.